AUGAGUAACUUCGUUCCGAUUUUCUUUAUUGUUUCCCUAUUUUUCUAUGCCAACGCGGAUAUACAAAAAAACAAUUUAAAAUGCGGUGUAGUAAGUUAUUUUAUCAAAUAUCUUCAUAAAAUAUCGAAUAUUUUUUAAUAAAUACAGAAUAAAGUCGAAAAAAUGUAUCCCAAUAUUUAUUUCCGAUUCAACAGUGAAGUCGAGACCGGAUCAAUUGAAUUCAUAGGAAUGGUUUAUGAUAAAACAACUGGUAUCACUUUUCGUCUAACUCGAGGUACUGGAGAUAUAGAAGAAUUGGAGAAAUUGAAUUCGGUUUCUAUCAGAUUUGUUGAAAACGGAAUCAAUUUUGAUUCGAAAAACAAAGAUGUAAGUGGAUAUGUAUGAAAUUCUCUAAUUGAAAACAUUUCUAGGGUAACACUGCAUGGUCAGAGCAUAAAGACCAGAAUAUCUUGACACAGCACAACUAUAAAACUUCUAUCAAAAUUCUUAUCCACAAAGACAGAUACGAUAUUUUUGUUAACGGUGAAAGACAAUGGGUUUAUGGAAGAAAUUCUGAUGAGGGAAAAAUAAUUCAAUCAGCUUCUUUGAGCGGUCCAUUCCACCCUUCGAAAGUUAUUUUGUUAGUAGUACAAAUAGGUUUAACCGCAAAUUUAUUUCAUUUUCAGGGUCUGUGAAGAAAAUCAAACAUCUGAACCGGAAGUUGAAACAACAACUAUUGGAAAUAUAGAAUGUUGA
Caenorhabditis angaria is the source of this 735-nucleotide messenger RNA. The record is from the annotation of a GenBank genome assembly. Lineage: Eukaryota; Metazoa; Nematoda; Chromadorea; Rhabditida; Rhabditidae.